This is a messenger RNA of Corylus avellana, 3489 nucleotides long. RefSeq lists its product as uncharacterized. The record is from RefSeq and is a predicted model, not a curated record. NCBI's taxonomy places the organism in Eukaryota, Viridiplantae, Streptophyta, Magnoliopsida, Fagales, Betulaceae.
CCUGGAGGGAGAGAGAAAAGUGGGGGAUCGGUUUGGUUGGUUGGACUUUUUGAGGGGUUUUUGAGUGACACAAAGAAACCUCUUUUUAAAGGGAGACUGAGAAGAAGAGAAAGACUUCAGCUUUGAAUCCCAUCCCUCUCUCUCUCUCUGUGGCUGCGCCACCACCAGGAGAUAGAAUUGUCCAUAGCUGGCUCGGUAUUUGAUUUACUAAAACUUGAAAAUGUCAUGCUGUGGUGUUCCGGUGUCUCUAAUGACUGAUGGGCUUGCUGAUCUCUCUAGUAUGCAAAGAUGGUCCAUGAUACUGCAGAAUCGUGUCCUUGUUAAUAAUUAGUAAAGCAGUUCGCCACUUGUCAUUCUUCAUGGUAUAUCUGUAGCUUUGUUUCUUAAAGAAUUUGGAGGCUUUUGGUGGAUUGAACCUUCUAUACAGGUUAUUCCAAUGAGCGGAUAAGCAUCCCCUUACUUCUUUGAAGUUGAUGAUCUCAAAAUACUUCAAGGCCCAUAUCAAAGUAUCUAUGGACCAGCAUGAUCUAAAAGCAAGUGGAAUGGCGAAGAGAACAAAUCAUUUAGGGGAGGCAAAUAGCUUAUCUGAUUGUUUUGGAACAUGUACUGAUGGAAAUGCUGGACUUCAAAAACAAGAUCAUGAAUCUGACCAUGAAACAAGUGGUUGCAGAGCUGAUAAACUGCCAGAAACGGCGAGGAAUUAUCUAACUUCUUCCACUGAUUGUACUGCAGAAAAUAUGGAUGUUUUGAGACAGUCUCCUGUUAUUUCCACAAUGAAAGAGUCAAUACUCAGGAAAGAACAUUGUGCUGAAGGUGCUUCUGCAGUAAUAUCCUGUUGUAAUGGACUUGAAGGCCAGGGGAAUCCAAAGCAGGGUGAAGUAUCUGCACUUUCCCCGGAAGGGAAUGCUUCUACAAAGAACAUCUCCAUGAAGAGUGAUAUUAGCUCAGACAGUGGACAACGUCUUGACAAAGAAAAUAAUGAGUUAGUCGAUGGGAGAAUAACUGGGUAUUGGUCAAACGCUGGUGAAAGUGGAUUGAAGUCUGUGAUGCAGGCAUCUUUCCAUGAUAAACCGUACAAAACUGAGUCUUCAUCUUCAAACUCAACACAUAUAACUCUUCCAGCUUCUUCAAAUGACAGCUGCCAGGUAACAUCAGUGGAUGUUAAAGCAUGUACGAAUAGCAAAACUAGUGCCAUGGACACUUCCACUUGUACCGAUUUCAAGAGUAAUCUCGAAGAGCCUGCAGUCCGAAUUUUAGCAGUGGGUAUGGCAUCACAAGCUUCCAAAGAUGUGCUAGAUUCUACCAUCUUUCAUCCUGGAAAACAACAAAAUGCCUUUAAGGUUUCAGAAAUUGUUAAUGUCAGAUCAAAGGAUAGCUAUAGGGUGCUGGGAAUGAUUUCGGACCAUAACUCUCUUACUGUGGAAGAUAUUGAUCUCCAAAAUCCAAACCUCUUUAAGAAGAAAGUCACAGAAGAUUCUAAUCAUGAUAAAGCGCAGCCCUGUUAUGUGCUGGAUGAUGCCCUGGAGGUGGCUCGGAGAGUUGCAAGAGAAGUGGAGAGAGAAGUUGGUACGUAUAGGGAGGUUUCAGGAAGCUCCUCUUCUGUACAUGAGAAAAAUGAUGAGGCAGUUCGUAUGAGCUCUGUUGAUUCUGCAGAUUCAAAUAAAAGAGACUGCUUAACAGAGACUGGAAGUGAAAUUCGGUUUUGCAGUGAACAAGACAACUCUGAUAGUUUUUGUUCUAUCAAAGAGGUGGUGGAUCUUGAAACGUCAGCAAGAAAUGAAGGAUUGUACUUGGAAGUCAAACAGCCAUCACAUGGCAUGGAUCCUAGUAUGAUGAAUGUAUCCAACGAUUGUCUUCAUCAUCAAGAAUCAUCUUAUGUAACUCCAAAACCUGAGGAUGUAGCUGCCAGUGACCUGACUACUCAUAUCUUUGGAUUUGAUCUUAAUGAAAAUAUAUUGGCCAGUGAAGAUGGAUGCCCCGAACAUUCAGUCUAUGAAACUAUAUCUCAUCAUGCAAAAACUGUGAUAAAGCCAGUACCUGUUCUGGCUAAAUCCAGAAUUCCUUUUUCCUUACCUAUGCUCCAAUCGAAGUGUGAAGAGGAAAUAGGUGGCUGGAGGAGAUCUGCUGCUAGUGCUUUCAGACAAAUUUCUCUUUCCAAGAGUUGCAAUAGGAAUAAGUCAUCAUCCCCCAAUGAUAACAAUGACUGCUCAAAACAAUCACAGGUUAAAGGCAUUGACCUCAAUGUUGCUGCUGCAGGAGUUGAUUUUGACAUGGAAUUGCUUCCAGACAAAUGCGUCCAGGAACAGUCUAGUUUAGCUUCUGAAGAGUCUUCUAUGGAAGUCAGUUCUAGACGAGCAAGGAUGUUCCAUAUUGAUCUCAAUUUUGCGAGUGAAAAUGAUGAUGGCUAUCGUCAAUUGUCUCCACCAGCUUCAUUAUCAGGAUACUCUGUUAGGGAUUUUGAUUUAAAUGACAACCCAAUAUCUGUGGAUGCAAGCAUUGAUGCUCACCAGCCAGGUCAAGGCACACAAGCAUUACGAAACGGUGCAUUAGAUGAUGAUCCUGCAGUUUCAUUUAUGGGCAUUGCAAAGCAACCAGACUCGAGAAAUGUUGGCACUGGGUAUUUGACAGGUUUUAGUUCUUUCCAUGGCUUUCCCCACGGUAAUGCCAAAUCCCUUCAGGUGGCUGCAUCCAAUGUGCUUCCCUCAAAUGAACAAAUGCAGAUGAUACAUCCACUGCAUCACAAGUUGAGUUAUACAGCACCACCCCCAGCACCAUCUCAUGCCUUCCUCUAUAAUAAUGGAUUCUGCAUUGACCCCAACAGCCACUCCUCAACUGUAUACCCUCCUAGUUUCCUGCCCUACAUAACAGAUCCACGUGGAACCACUGUCAUCCCUCAAGUUUUAGGUUCAGGUGCUCCGCAUAUCAUGAGCGUUCCUGGUGGAAUGGGUGCUCUUUCUGCCUUCUCGGGUGGCCGACAUAUGAUGAGUUUUCCUGGUGGAUCAGGCCCUAGUGACAUUGCAUUCAUGAGGCCCAGUUUUGACCUAAAUGGCAUUGCUGCUACUUCAGAGAAUGGAAGCAGAGUAGACAACGCCAGACCACUGUUUUUUCCUGUAAGCAAUUCGACCCUUGAAGAACCAGUCAAGUCUUUUCAACAAGUUGCUUUCCCUGCCACAUCCAUGAAAAGGAGGGAACCAGAUGGGGGAUGGGAUUCUCAUCAGCUUAGCCAUAGACAGGUGACUUCUUGGCAGUAGGUUUUGACAGGCUUCCAUCACCUGAUGCUUCAUAGUGCGCUCUUAAGCUGAAGAAUACUUAUUAUUUGCUACUGUAGUUCAUUGUUUAACCUGACUACGGUAGUUACAUGGAGUCAGACAGGCUUCCACAAAUAUGAUUUGAGAAUAUAAGUUUGUCUAUUAUUCUUUGCCCUUUCUAAUUUGAUUGUCAUUUUAUCUAUGCAAUUUCGGUUGUACAAAGGGCUUCUGUACAUAUCAA